Molecule: messenger RNA, 1431 nt
Organism: Spizellomyces punctatus DAOM BR117
Lineage: Eukaryota; Fungi; Chytridiomycota; Chytridiomycetes; Spizellomycetales; Spizellomycetaceae
Product: aspartic endopeptidase
Exons: 5
Coding region: 42-1292 (416 amino acids)
Biological process (GO): membrane protein proteolysis
Cellular component (GO): lumenal side of endoplasmic reticulum membrane; membrane; cytoplasmic side of endoplasmic reticulum membrane
Molecular function (GO): aspartic endopeptidase activity, intramembrane cleaving
Source: RefSeq, a predicted model, not a curated record
GAAAUUCAACUUGUCUCGUCCUUUGGCCUGCUGAUGAAAAGAUGGAACCAGGCCUGCUGAUUGCGUAUCUUGCCUUGGGCACAAUGGCCGUUGCGCCAAUAUAUUUUGGCUCCUUCUCGGCCUUGAAGAUUCCGAAAAAGAGGGACUCCACCCGAGGCAAGAAAGGACGAAAUGAGGAAGAAGAGGAGGAUAUUGAGGAAGAAGAAGCAGAGUUCUUUCGAUUGGAGGAUGCCUAUUGGUUCCCUGUCUUUGGAUCUCUGGCCCUUGUGUCGCUCUACGUGGUCUUCAAGUACUUGAACAAAGAGUACCUCAACGCCCUCUUUACCGCCUAUUUCUCGAUUCUGGGAGUUGGCGGCGUCAUUAAGAGCUUCCUCGGAAUUAGCAGAGCUGUGACAGGUUGGAAGAUCAAAGGAGAAUACCGAGUGGAUCUGUGGAAAAAAGAAAAAGAAAUUGCUUCGUACCAUUUCGGGAACUACCAUCUCUUCCUCAUCGUACUGUCCAUCAUCAUUGCGGGUCUGUACGCCAUGACGAAGCACUGGAUUCUCAACAACAUCUACGGAGAAGCGUUCUCCGCAUCUGCGAUUCAACUUCUUAAUCUGGAUUCGUUUAAAACCGGAAUGGCGCUCCUGUCCUUCCUCUUCCUGUACGACAUAUUUUGGGUUUUCGGCACGGACGUCAUGGUCACAGUUGCGAAGGGCUUUGAUGCGCCUGUCAAAGUUCUGUGGCCCAAAGAUAUUGUUGGACUUAUCAAGUCCGGAUUUUUCACGACAGAAGGUGUCCCCUUCACGCUACUUGGCUUGGGCGAUAUUGUGAUUCCCGGUAUCUUUGUGGCCCUGUGUCUCCAGUUUGACCAUCAUCAGUAUCUGAAUUCCAAGGAAGGGAAAAAAAAUAAGUACACGCUGUCCUUCCCCAAACCAUACUUCACGGUCUGCUUUAUUGCCUAUGCUCUGGGACUCGUUACCACAGUGGUCGUAAUGCAUACGUUCCAGGCAGCACAGCCUGCCCUUCUAUACCUAUCACCUGCAUGCAUAUUGUCAGUCCUGCUAACAGGCCUAGUUCGAGGCGAGCUUAAGCAAGUCUUUGCCUUUGCCCCUGCAGAGAAGGAGAGCCCCAAAAAGACUUUGGAGCAUAUUGCAGACGAUCUUAAAAUCGAGAACACCGCCGCGUCUGAAGACGAUCUCGGAACGCACGGCAGUGAGGGAGCUACAAGUGAACAGGAGGGUUCACGGAGUCGAAAGGGCAAGAAAAAGACGGGAACCGGUGGCAAACGGAAGGCCGUCAAGAAGCAAUAAGGUUUCAUGUGAUCAGGCGCCAAUAGAUUGGAUGCACUUUUUUAAACUACUCGUCGGGUCUAAAUACUUGUACUAUGAAAGGUGAUGAACACAAGAAUUAUGACAUACUAAUAGGCCUGCUUGUCAGUCAAUUGCAAAG